This is a messenger RNA of Magallana angulata, 741 nucleotides long. RefSeq names its product AP-5 complex subunit sigma-1-like. Bases 15 to 590 code for a protein of 191 amino acids. Lineage: Eukaryota; Metazoa; Mollusca; Bivalvia; Ostreida; Ostreidae. The record is from RefSeq and is a predicted model, not a curated record. The transcript is spliced from 2 exons. Gene Ontology annotation, biological process: endosomal transport; double-strand break repair via homologous recombination. Gene Ontology annotation, cellular component: AP-type membrane coat adaptor complex; lysosome; late endosome.
GAUGUAAACAAACAAUGGUGUACGCGUUUGUUAUCCACACUCUCCUUCCCGGACCGUGCCGAGUCCUUUAUCACAAUGUUUAUGGACAGGAUGCGACGUAUUCAGAUGAAGUAAAUGAUGCUGAACACAAAAACCGUAGAAGAAACGACAUUCAAUUAAUAGCCAACGAAGUUCACUCCGAGUACCAAUUUCGGAGGGCAGUCCAGUCACGAGCCGUGGAAGAUGAUAUUCAACGCAUGGGAAAUGACGACACACUUCCAGACUUUGAGUUUGGUUGCAUUAGACUGCCAGAAGGCAACCCUUUCACAGUGGAAAGAAUAGCUCUUUGGUUAGGGGCGGGUAACUCAGGAUUUACUCUGGUUUGUGAAAAAUCGGAAAAUAGACUCCUAGCAGAAAAUGUACUGAAAAUUCUAAUUCGAUUUAUACAGGAACAUGUUCGAGUUAUAAAUCAGCCUUCGGAGGCUAGACUCAAAAGUGACAAAAUUGCUCUAAUUCUUAGUCGCUUUCUGCCAAAUGGAAACUUGCUUUUCAUGAACCAUCGCGUGGUCAGGCAGUUGGAAAAAGAAGUGGAAAACUUGAUGAAACUGUGAUAAUAAAAUCCGCUCAUUUACUUUAUGCUCAUAAAAUGUAAAAAUGACAUUCUUCUAUAGCAUACUUAAGCAUUAUUAUUAUAGUCUGAAUGUAUUUUUUAAAAAUUCUUUUUACUGACAAAGCCACAAAAGCCAACACCUUACCUGAAAU